ACUUCCGGGUGUCUCUACUGUGGAAAUCCUUUUGCAUUUAAUGUUUCUAGUAUUUUCUAAGGAAAGCUCGUUACAAGUUUAGAAAAUGAACAGAAUAUUCGGACGUGGAAAGCCGAAAGGGCCUCCUCCUAAUCUGUCGGACUGUAUCGGCAAUGUGGAUGCGAGGGCAGAGUCCAUAGACAAGAAGGUUGCCAGACUAGAUGCUGAACUUGUGAAGUAUAAGGAUCAGAUGAAGAAGAUGAGGGAUGGACCCUCGAAGAACAUGGUCAAACAGAAGGCGAUGAGAGUCCUGAAGCAAAAGAGGAUGUAUGAAGGUCAAAGAGAGCAGCUUUCUCAGCAAUCUUUCAACAUGGAGCAGGCAAACUACACAAUACAGACUCUAAAGGACACAAAAACAACAGUGGAGGCCAUGAAGAUUGGUGCGAAAGAAAUGAAAAGAGCUUACAAGGACGUCAAACUUGAUCAGAUCGAUGAUCUUCAAGAUCAGCUUGAGGACAUGAUGGAGGAGGCCAACGAGGUACAAGAGGCCCUGAGCCGCAGCUACGGCACUCCAGAGAUCGAUGACGAUGAUCUUGAAGCGGAGCUGGAUGCACUGGGAGAUGAGCUGCUGCUUGAUGAUGACAGCACCUACUUGGACGAGGCCUCAGCUGCCCCGUCUAUCCCUGAGGGAAUGCCCAGUGACAGCAAAACAAACAAGGAUGGAGUUUUGGUGGACGAGUUCGGUCUGCCACAGAUUCCAGCCACAUAAAUCAGGAUUGGCUAAAAACUGCACUUCAAAUGAAAACACUUUUAUAUGUAAAGUAACAUUUAUACAUGCAGAACCAUUUGACCUGAGAACACUACGGUUGUGAAGCUGUGUUUGGGUUGUGUAUUGGUACCACUACUGUGCUAGCAUGUGGCCUUGGAACAUAAAGAAUCUUUUUUAAAAACAAUAAUCACAUUUUCUCCUCUGGUAUAACAGUUCUCAGAUUAUCUCUUUAGCAGCAUUACCUGGCUUUAUUUAUUUUGAAUGGUUUUACUUGAGUUUUGUGUGUUGUUUAGUCAUAAAACAUUUGUUUAAGCUGUGGAGAUGUUUCCACUGAGACUGAUCAAAUCUGCAAGUUAUUGGAAACAUGCUAAAUAAACGUGUUUUAAUGAAACCUCUAA
Messenger RNA from Notolabrus celidotus (New Zealand spotty), 1146 nucleotides. It is a transcript of the gene chmp5a, whose product is annotated as charged multivesicular body protein 5a. The transcript is spliced from 8 exons. NCBI's taxonomy places the organism in Eukaryota, Metazoa, Chordata, Actinopteri, Labriformes, Labridae. Gene Ontology annotation, cellular component: multivesicular body. The coding region runs from base 86 to 748 and encodes 220 amino acids. The record is from RefSeq and is a predicted model, not a curated record. Gene Ontology annotation, biological process: vesicle budding from membrane; late endosome to vacuole transport via multivesicular body sorting pathway.